GCUGCUGGCCGGAAGUAGGAAGAGGAGUGGCGGCGGCGACAGUGGAGGCGGCGUUGUAGUCUCCCUGGUGCGGUUUAAAGAAGCGGCGGCUUCGCGGGGUCCGGAGAUGGCGGAGAAGUUCGAUCACCUGGAGGAACAUCUGGAGAAGUUUGUGGAGAAUAUCCGUCAGCUUGGCAUUAUCGUCAGCGACUUCCAGCCCAGCAGUCAGGCGGGGCUCAACCAGAAGCUAAAUUUUAUCGUGACUGGCUUACAGGAUAUUGACAAGUGUCGACAACAGCUUCAUGAUAUUAGUGUCCCUUUAGAAGUUUUUGAAUAUAUUGAUCAAGGCCGUAAUCCCCAGCUGUACACCAAAGAGUGCUUAGAGAGGGCUCUAGCCAAAAAUGAACAAGUUAAAGGCAAAAUUGACACUAUGAAGAAAUUUAAAAGCCUGUUGAUUCAAGAGCUUUCUAAAGUUUUUCCAGAAGACAUGGCUAAGUACCGAAGUAUCCGAGGUGAAGAUCAUCCCCCUUCUUAAGUAGCUUGUUUUCAUUGUGUUGAAGAAGCCUGUUUACAACAUUCGCUAAAUUGUCAUGCCUUUUUGAAAUGUUUGUCUGAGGAUACUGUGCUUUAGAUGAAAGUGUUCUUGAAAUGUGAAUCAGGAACAGUUUUUCAAGGCCAUUACAUUUUUCCUCAAGACCUUUAUGUUUCAAAAGAACUCUCACUGGACAUUGGCACCUUCUCUUCAAGUUAUACAGGAUACGUAUAACCAGCUAUCAUUUUUCUUUCUAUGAGUGGUACUUCUUAGGACUAAAAUGAACGUCUUUAUUGUCAAGUGCCAGAGCAUUAAUGGUUUAUAAUCUCUUCAAUGUGAAUUGACAUUGGGUUGGGAAAUUGUACACAGGAAAAAAGGUCACCAUGGGAAAUGACUGUUAUUGUCAGCUUGUUUAUUUACCUGGCCAAGAACAGUUAGACCGGUGGAAGACUUAACAAUUUGACCUCAUGUUGUUUUUUCCUUUGUGUGCUUUCCAUUCCAUUUUUCAUUGUAAAAAAUUGGGGGGUCCAUUGUAGAAGUGGCUUACAUGUGAUUGGUGGUAUUUGUAUUUUGUACAGUUUAGCUUUGAUGCAUAACUAACAUUUUUAGUUAACUAUAUUUACAUUUACUACAGUUAAGCCAAGUAUAUAUAAUAAAAUGUUUCCAGAUAC
Molecule: messenger RNA, 1182 nt
Organism: Dromiciops gliroides (monito del monte)
Lineage: Eukaryota; Metazoa; Chordata; Mammalia; Microbiotheria; Microbiotheriidae
Gene: MED10
Product: mediator complex subunit 10
Exons: 4
Coding region: 107-514 (135 amino acids)
Biological process (GO): positive regulation of transcription by RNA polymerase II
Cellular component (GO): mediator complex; chromatin
Molecular function (GO): transcription coregulator activity
Source: RefSeq, a predicted model, not a curated record